AUGGUUUAUCCACAGGCUUCCAAUUUCUGUUUAGCACUUGCUGCCAUCUUUCUUAUGAUAACUCACACACUGGCUUUCUCUGUUGUUGAGCUAGAUACGCGCGCGGAUUCAUCAUGUGCAAGCACAAGCGGCAACAGCAAUACCGACCAAGAUACCAACAACAAAGAUGUCACGAUCAAGUGGACGACCGAAACAGGCUUAAUUUGUACUGAAAAGCAGAAGACUGAGGCUAUUACGGAGUUUCGCUAUGCUAUCCAAAUGGCAAACGCGGCCAAGGCAGACUUUAGCAAGUUCGGCUACGUGCAAGAAUUCUUCGACAAACGCACCAUUGCAAAGUCCGACUGGAAAUCCCACUACACAAAUACAUUGACUCGGAUUACAAGUUUAUUGGAUGGAACUUCAACAUCAAAAGGCGACUAUGUCCUGACUGUCCGAUGUGAUCAAAGUACGGCCAGCACCAAAGGGUGCAAGAAAGGCUUUCCUGCGUUUAUGAAUGAGCAAAGCAGCAAAGAAGGUACACUCACGCUUUGUGACUCAUUCCUCAACCCCCCAAUAGCUGGAACGAAAAUUCAGAAGACCGCCUCUAACCUUGAGCAAUGCAAAAAUGGAGAACUUGAACUUCGUGAAGCUCAGCGCUCGGCGGCAUCAGUCCUCAUUCAUGAGUGUUUACACACUACCUACGCUAUGCUUGGAGACAAACCGGGCCUGGAUUAUGCUUAUGGCUUGAGUGCAUCUUUAGAGCUUCCUAAAGGCACAUUUGAUCGUCGUUGUGGGGACGGGCCUAAGAUGCGUGCGUUGACAGAAAAGAUGCCUUUGUGUGGAGUGGAUCCAACCAACAAACAAGGAGAGGACGGGAUAUGUAAUGCCAAUCUCUGUCUAAGGAACCCGGACUCGUGGUCAUUUGUGGCGACAGGUAUUUGGUUCAGCGAAAAGUGUGGGAAGAUGAUCAAACAGAGUGGAACAAGCCUUGCUCGCAGGACUGUCAAGACAUUCAAGAAAAGGGGAACCUGCAAGGUGAACGAUAAUGCCGCCUGGCCAUUUAAUUGA
Penicillium nucicola is the source of this 1047-nucleotide messenger RNA. RefSeq names its product mutanase. The record is from RefSeq and is a predicted model, not a curated record. NCBI's taxonomy places the organism in Eukaryota, Fungi, Ascomycota, Eurotiomycetes, Eurotiales, Aspergillaceae. Bases 1 to 1047 code for a protein of 348 amino acids. The transcript has 2 exons. Gene Ontology annotation, molecular function: metallopeptidase activity.